Messenger RNA from Plenodomus lingam JN3, 1092 nucleotides. The record is from RefSeq and is a predicted model, not a curated record. NCBI's taxonomy places the organism in Eukaryota, Fungi, Ascomycota, Dothideomycetes, Pleosporales, Leptosphaeriaceae.
AUGGUCAUCUGGACUGCACUCCAGACCUUGGACAUAAGCAUGUACAAGUUGGCACGCGUCAUUGCUCAAAAUUUACGGCAGACGUCACGGAAGCCCGUGUCUGUAAAACUCAGUUGCUGUAGAUCUCGUUCACGACACUUUUCGUAUACGGCAAACUCUCGGUUCUGCAACACACCAGUAAGGAUGGCACCCCCAGCUGCACACACGAUUAUUUCAGACCAUCCCGACAAGGUCCGCAUGCUCGUUCUUGAAACGGACGAAACCCAUCCAGAAACCCAGAAGGAGAAGGGUUCCUUUGGUGUAGUCCUCAAUGAACUCCUGAAGAAGGCAGGUGAUUCACAUAAACCGAAUCUUGGUAUCGAGACUGCGAUGCAAUACGUGGUUGAGCCCGAGGGAGGAGCGGUGCCGAAGAUUGAGGAGAUUGGAGAUGACAUACAUGCCAUCCUGAUCACAGGCAGUUGCUGGGAUGCACAUGGUGAUGAUGAGUGGAUACACAAGCUUAUGAGAUUGAUCAAGGGUGUGUACACAAUCCAUCCGGAAGAUCCCCGAGCUGACAAUUACCAAGAUGUAUGGGUUAAAAGACCAGACGUUCGCUUUGCUGGCAUAUGCUUUGGCCACCAAAUCCUUUGCCGCACUCUCGGAUCGGAUGUCAAGCCUGAAGCGAAUGGCGAAUGGGAACUCGCUCACACUCCGAUUAUAGUGUCAGAUAUCGGUCGUAGAUUAUUCGACCUCAAGCCGAACGAAGACCGCAUACAUCUCCAUCAGAUGCAUCUCGACCAUGUUGUAAAUCCACCAUCGGUAGCCACCACCGAUCUGCUACCGCGAGGGACAAAGGUACAUGUGUGGGGUACGAGCGAACACACUGGUGUGCAAGGAGUCUACAUUCACAAGAGACUAUUCUCGACGCAAGGCCAUAUGGAGUUCAACGAGACCAUGGUACACAGACAGCUCGAGAUGCGAGUCAAGGCAGGAAGCGUAAGUCAAACAGACGCAGACGAAGCCGCAGAAUCUGCAGACUGGAUGCACGACGGUCUUGUUGUAGCGCAAGCAGUUCUCAGGUUCUUCCAUGGCGACGAUGACGACAUUGCCUGA